UACUUUUAACCUUGUUCGGAAUUCAUUUGCGCCCAUAAUGUAGGAUUUUGGUGGGAAAUGGUUGGUAACACUUUGUUAGUAAACAAAGUUUUGAAUUUGGCUAAUUCUUAACAUCUAUUUGUUGUUUGUAAAGACACUGUAUUUAUUAUAAAUUUAAAGCGUUGUAACUAUGAACAUACGACGUAAAUGGCUGAAGUGCAUAUUAUUGGGCAGGUUGUUGGAGCUAGCAACUUUCCUCAGAAUUGUUUGUUCUGCAAGUGGGGUAUUCAUGCCGGUAGUAACUGGAAAUUGAUAUCUGGAACGGUGGAAGGGCAGACACAAGUAGACGAUCCAGAGUACCAAGAUUUUGCAUUCUGGUCACAUCCUAUCGACGUUCAUUUUGCCACGAAAGGAAUUCAAGGUUGGCCGAGAAUACACUUCCAGGUGUACCACCAGGACAGGUUCGGCCGCAGCGAGCUGUACGGCUACGGUGUGUGCCACAUCCCCACGUCGCCCGGCACCCACGCUCUAGACUGUGUCACUUGGAGGCCUGUGGGAAGCCCGUGGGACCGGUUCCGGCAGUUCUUCCUCGGCGGCGGGCCGCAGCUGAAGUCCCUGGACCAGUUGUACUCCGGGCCGGACCGCUGCCGCCUGCACACGGAGACCAUGGGCGCGGUGCGCCUGGAGCUGGGCGUCGUCCUCCGCAACUUCCGCAGGUUCGGCGUGUCGGCGUGA
Messenger RNA from Bacillus rossius redtenbacheri, 714 nucleotides. It is a transcript of the gene B9d2, whose product is annotated as B9 domain-containing protein 2. The transcript has 4 exons. Gene Ontology annotation, biological process: cilium assembly. NCBI's taxonomy places the organism in Eukaryota, Metazoa, Arthropoda, Insecta, Phasmatodea, Bacillidae. Bases 187 to 714 code for a protein of 175 amino acids. Gene Ontology annotation, cellular component: MKS complex. The record is from RefSeq and is a predicted model, not a curated record.